Messenger RNA from Lolium rigidum, 1482 nucleotides. RefSeq names its product increased DNA methylation 1-like. The coding region runs from base 1 to 1482 and encodes 493 amino acids. Gene Ontology annotation, molecular function: transcription corepressor activity; acyltransferase activity, transferring groups other than amino-acyl groups. The record is from RefSeq and is a predicted model, not a curated record. Lineage: Eukaryota; Viridiplantae; Streptophyta; Magnoliopsida; Poales; Poaceae. Gene Ontology annotation, biological process: negative regulation of DNA-templated transcription. The transcript has 7 exons.
AUGCCGCUCCCAGCAUUCACGUCUCACGCCGGCGCUGAGACCUUGCAGCCGGUGUGGGAGCGGCUCCUUCUCAUGUCAGGCAAGCCGCUGCUGCGAUGCGUGCAGGAGGCGUGGGAGAAGGAGCACGUGAGGACGUUCCGUGCGGAGCAGAAGAUGAAGGCGGCGCUGGAGCAGGAUAGGCAGAGAAGCGCGCAGACCAAGAAGAAGCUGCUCGCCGCCAAUGGCAAUGGCAGUGCCAACUCCAGGCAGAACAGGAAGGGACCUCUUGCUCUAAAGGGCACCAAUGGUGGGGGCGGUGAUCGGAGCGACGACGCGUGCGGCAUCUGCGCGGACGGCGGACAGCUGUUGUGCUGCGACAGCUGCCCGUCCACGUUCCACCCAGAGUGCCUCAGCGUGCAGGUCCCCAAGGGAUCCUGGGUCUGCCACUACUGCCGGUGCUUUGUGUGCCUUGCCACCGACGGCGACCUGGCCACGUGCCAGCAGUGCGCUCGCAAACAUCACCAACACUGCCGCCCAUCGCUGUUCGCUGGCCACGAGAUCGGCCCCUACUGUAGCGAAACCUGCAAGAAGAUGGCCGCGAAGCUGUCAGAGAUUGUUGGAGCCAGCAACACCGCUGUUGGAGAUGGCUUCUCCUGGUCCCUGUUGAAGAUUCAGAAGGACUCCUCCGCGAUGGACUCCAUCGCCGUGCUGGAGUGCAACGCGAAGCUUGUGGUAGCGUUGGGCGUGCUGGACGAGUGCUUCAACCCCGUGAAGGACCGGCGGACUGGCAUCGACAUGCUGCGCCAAGCUGUGUUCAGCCUAGGAUCGGAGUUCAAGCGGCUGAGCUACGAUGGGUUCUACACCAUGGUCCUGGAGAAGGACGCGGAGAUCAUCUCGGUGGCAUUGCUCAGGUUUCAUGGUAGCAAAUUGGCGGAGAUGCCGUUCGCGGGCACGCUGCCGCACUACCAGAGGCAAGGAAUGAUGCGUCGCCUUGUCAACGCCAUCGAGCAGGUGCUGUCGACGUUGCAGGUGGAGAACCUGCUGAUCCCAGCGGUGGCCGAGGUGGUCGACACAUGGAAGCGGUCAUUCGGCUUCGCGCCCGUGGAACCGCGGCUCAGGGAGGAAGCCAACAGGCUCAGCACGGUUGUCGUCACCGGCACCACCCUGCUCCAGAAACCGGCGGCGCCGCCGAUGAGCGAGGACGAGCUGGCGUUCCUGGAGAUGAGCUGGCCGGUCUGCAGCUUCACUGACCUCGUCGCCGGGAUUGCCUACUCCCCGCGGCCGCUCGGUGUGGAUCCCCUCAGCACCGCGGUGAGGGGUCUCGUGGGCGGCGGUGCUAUCCCGGGGAGGAGCUCUGCUGGUGGUGGCGCCAGCGGCCGGCAGUCCUGCGGCGGCGAGGCUGUGGGUGGCUCGGGCGGUGGCUGCAGCAGCAAGGUGUUCCAGAUGUCGAGCUACUCCGCGGCCGCGCGCAGCAGCAGUCUACGGCUCGGCGUCAACAAGUGA